AAUUGCUGAAGCAUAUUUUUGAGUGAACCUCUCAACAGGACACCAUGAAGACCCUCCACACUAUUCUUCUGCUAGUAUUUGGCAUUACUAUUGCUCAGGGUCUUGAAUACAAGGCUCUGUGGCAGUUCAGGUCUAUGAUCAUCUGUGUCAUACCUGACAGCUGGCCAGCCCUAGACUACGCAGACUACGGCUGCUACUGUGGGUAUGGUGGCUCAGGAACCCCCGUUGAUCAGCUGGACAGAUGCUGUCAGGUACAUGACAAGUGCUACAGUGAUGCCAUGCAACAUGAAGCAUGCUGGCCAAUCCUGGACAACCCUUACACCGAGAUCUAUGCUUAUAGUUGUGACAAAGCAACUAAGAAAAUAACCUGCAAGAGCAACAACGAUGCGUGCGAGAUGUUCAUCUGUGAAUGUGACCGGAAGGCUGCUGAGUGCUUUGCUGUGUCUGACUAUCAUGAGGAAAACAAGAACCUGCCCAGUGAUCGCUGCAAAUAAUUUAUAGACAACUUACACAACACAAAAAGCAGUAGAGCUAGUUAGUAUUUGCACUAGACAGCUAGCCAUUUUAUCAUCUGAGUAUGACAUUAAAGGUAGAUCAAACUGUCUCAACAAUUAUUUUAUGUCCAUCUGAAAUUUUCACUUGUUUUACUUCAUCUCGUGAAAAUCUCUUACCCAAGUAAUAAUCAAUAAACAGCUUAUGAUAACAGGCA
Molecule: messenger RNA, 709 nt
Organism: Pangasianodon hypophthalmus (striped catfish)
Lineage: Eukaryota; Metazoa; Chordata; Actinopteri; Siluriformes; Pangasiidae
Product: phospholipase A2-like
Exons: 4
Coding region: 45-494 (149 amino acids)
Biological process (GO): arachidonate secretion; lipid catabolic process; phospholipid metabolic process
Molecular function (GO): calcium ion binding; phospholipid binding
Source: RefSeq, a predicted model, not a curated record